AUGGGCAAUCACACCACAGUGAGCACAUUCCUCCUCUGGGGAUUUUCUACUUUCCCUGAAGUGCAAGAUCUACUCUUUGUUGUGAUUUUCAUCUCCCAUCUGACCAUCCUACUGGCAAACAUGUCCAUAAUGGUAGCCAUCAAGCUCAACCACAGCCUUCACACUCCCAUGUAUUUUUUCCUCUUUGGUCUGUCCUUGUCAGAAACCUGCACCACGAUGGUAAUCCUGCCUCGUACACUAGUGGACUUGUUGUCAGAAAGCAAGACCAUUUCUCUCACUGAGUGUGCCACACAGAUGUUUUUCUUCUUUGGCUUAGCAGCUAACAACUGCUUUAUCAUGGCCGCCAUGUCCUAUGACCGUUACACUGCCAUCCACAGUCCCCUUCAGUACCCCAUCUUUAUGACAAGAAAGAUCUGCUUCCAGCUCAUGGUGGCCUCUUGUGUGGUUGGGUUCCUGAUUUCUCUGUCCAUUGUCUUUAUAGUGUUCAAUCUGUCUUUUUGUCACUCCACCACUAUCCAACACUUCUUCUGUGACAUCUCACCUGUAGUUCACCUUGCUUGUGAUUACACAUCUUAUCAUGCCAUGGCUAUUUUUGUACUGUCUGCCUUUGUGCUGGUGGGUAGCUUUGUUUUAAUUAUGAUUUCCUACAUCUUCAUUGUGACUGUGGUUGUGAAGAUGCCUUCCGCAAAAGGGCGGUACAAGACCUUCUCAACUUGUUCUUCUCACCUCACAGUUGUGUCUAUGCACUAUGGAUUUGCUGGCUUUGUCUAUUUGAGGCCCAAGAGCAGUGAUGCCUUCUUUGAAGACAUGCUCAUGGCUGUAACCUAUACCGUGCUGACACCUUUGCUUAACCCCAUUGUGUAUAGUCUACGGAACAAAGAAAUGCAGAUGGCACUCAGGAAAGUCCUGGGUAGUGCAAUUAAAAAUUUCCCUCAGUUAACAAGUAAAAAAGCUCUGAGCAUUUAA
Dipodomys ordii (Ord's kangaroo rat) is the source of this 966-nucleotide messenger RNA. RefSeq names its product olfactory receptor 10T2-like. Gene Ontology annotation, biological process: G protein-coupled receptor signaling pathway. Gene Ontology annotation, molecular function: olfactory receptor activity; G protein-coupled receptor activity. The record is from RefSeq and is a predicted model, not a curated record. NCBI's taxonomy places the organism in Eukaryota, Metazoa, Chordata, Mammalia, Rodentia, Heteromyidae. The transcript has a single exon. Bases 1 to 966 code for a protein of 321 amino acids. Gene Ontology annotation, cellular component: membrane.